ACACACAUCACUGUCUCUAAUAAUCCACAUAUAUAUUUACAUCUCAGGUCUCCACCAUAUAAGCCCUAGCAAAACCCUAAUCCUCAAAUCUUCAAUCCCAUUUUCCUUUCACCACAGCCUCAGAAAAUGGCCAAAAAGAAAGUGACCCAUCAACCCAAAGACUCCCAAGAAGAAGCCCCACCUAAUCAAAACCAAAUCCAAAGCCAAAAUCAAUCCCAACCCAAACCCAAGGAUGACUCCACUACUGAAAAGGUGCAGAGCUUGAAGUCACUCAACUCUCUGCUCCUCAAAGAAACCUUUGAGCGCAGACAGCAGGUUGAGUCCUUGGAGCAGGCCAAGGAGGCUUUGGAAUCCGAGUUAACUCGGUCUGUAAUGGAUAAGAAUGUGCUUGAGGCUGAGUUGACUCAGGCCAGUGAUGAGAGUAUUGGGUUGGAGUUGGAGAAGGUUGUGGUUUGUGCUUUUUGGGAGACCCAGAUGGGUGAAAUGGGUGUUGGGUUUGAUGGGUUGGUGAGAGAGAAGGCUGAGGUUGAGAAAUUGAAGUGUGAGAGAGAGGCUGAGAUUGGGUUUUUGAAGAAAGAGGUCAAUGAGGUCAGGGCUAGUCUUGAAAAUGAGAGAGAUAAGUUGAGCCGAGUGUGCCGAGAGAGGGAUUUGCUUAAGACUGAGAUUGAUGGUCUGGUUGAGGAGAGAAAUGGGUUGAGAGGAAAAGUGGUUGAGAAGGAGAAAAAAGAGAGGAAGAUUGAGGAAGAGGUUGGGAAACUGAAAGGAAAAUGUGAAGGACUAAUGGUGGAGAAGGCGGAGAUAGAAAAGGCGGUUGAGGUGGUUAAGAGGGAGAAAGAAUCAGUUCAGAGGAAAUUGGAGGUGUCGGCGAGGUUGAUUGAGGGAUUGAGGAGGGAGAUUGAUGGUGUUGAGAGGGAAAAGGGUGAAGUUGAGAGGCAGAGAAGUGUGAAAGAAGUGAAGAUUGGUGAAUUGGAGAAGGAGGUUGGGGAAUUGAAUGAGUUCAUAAUGCAAAUGCAGAGGGAGGAGGAAGUUUUGCGCGCUAAGGUUUUGGAGUUGGAGAAGAGGAUUGAGGAGGCUAAGGAUAAGGAAAAGGAGAUGGUGAUGGAGAUUGAUUUGUUGGUGGAAGAGAAGAGGGAGAAGCAACAAAAUAUUGAGAAGUUGAAAGAUGAGAGGGAUUCUAUUCAGAGGGUUUUGGAUAGCACUAGUAAGGUAUCAGAGGAUAGGCAGCAAAGGAUUGGGGAUUUGAUUCGAGAGAAGAAUGAGAUUGAGGAAGUGAAGCUUAGCCGAGAGAGUGAGAUUGUUGUGCUGAAUAUGGAGGCUGGUAAACUCAGGGAUGUAAUUUCUACAUUACAGGAGUCUUGUAGAAAUGAAGAAGAGAAAAACAAACAAUUAGUGUCUGAAAUUGGUCACUAUAAGGAUGCUUACAAUCGAGUUGCGCUUGAGAGGGAUCAGGUGCAAAUGGGUUUAGAUGAGGAGAAAAAGAAAGUGAAAAACAUGGAGGUAGUGGUUUCACAGAUGGAGCAGAGGAUUGAAGGUACUGUGAAGGAAAAGGAUUUGGUGCACAAGAGCCUUGUUGAGGCCCAACACGGAAUCGAUGAGUUAAAGGCUAAAAUGGAAUCAGCAAGCAUUAAUUCAGAGCGGGCAUUGAGUAUGGUGAAGAGCACUGCGGCAUUGGUGUGUGAUUCAAGAGAUGAUAGAGAUGGUAAGGAAGAAGUGAUUAUCAAUGGGCAGAAGCUAGAGGAAGAAAUUGAGCCAUAUGCGGCAGAGUUGGAUGCCAUUACGAAUGCUUUCAAAAACAAGGAGAAGAUCGUGGAGGAUACGAAGAAACAGGUUGAGUUUCUACAGAACUCUGUGGCAAAUGCAAAUAAGAGGAAGAGUUUCUGGACUGUAGUUUCUUCUGCAACUACAAUUUUUGCUGCAGCAUCUGUUGCUUAUGUUGCAAGAGGACGCUGAAUGCCAAACGGUUCAAGUUUUGGUCUUCUGUUAUUGGGACAAGAUGCUUUUGUAUCUUGGAUCAACUAAUCAAGUCCAGUUGACGAGAAAACUUAAUGUCAUUUGGGUACUUUCAGACUACUUAUGAUAAUAAAGUGUCUCUUAAAGCAGUAGAAAUUACUAUCUUGGCAAAUCGUUUACUGCUUUUUCGAUAUAUGAAACAACCUCUUAUCAGUUUAUAUGUUACUUUCUUAUAAUGUUAGCAUCUGCUCUCCAUA
Quercus lobata is the source of this 2207-nucleotide messenger RNA. Its product is annotated as myosin-6-like. The record is from RefSeq and is a predicted model, not a curated record. The transcript has a single exon. The coding region runs from base 127 to 1950 and encodes 607 amino acids. NCBI's taxonomy places the organism in Eukaryota, Viridiplantae, Streptophyta, Magnoliopsida, Fagales, Fagaceae.